Messenger RNA from Diaporthe citri, 1779 nucleotides. RefSeq lists its product as uncharacterized. The record is from RefSeq and is a predicted model, not a curated record. Bases 1 to 1779 code for a protein of 592 amino acids. Lineage: Eukaryota; Fungi; Ascomycota; Sordariomycetes; Diaporthales; Diaporthaceae. The transcript is spliced from 2 exons.
AUGUCUUUCGACGACAACUUCAACUGGGUUGGUGACCCUGUUUUCAACGACAACUUGGACUGGGUUGAAUACCCUGGUCCCAACAACAUGCCUCCACCUUCAGGUUCACUCGUGCGACAAGAGCAACAUCAGUUCGCUCCGAACCCUUCCGCCAUGGGACCUUGCCCCGGUCCACACUUCAGUGGUAACCCUUACAUGGCUCAUACACAAGCUAUCAACCAACCUACCACUAUAGGCCAGCACCAACAAUAUGGCUUAUGGAUGCCCUAUCAAGAUCGGUUUCGGCCCAUGGCUCAUCCACAAGGUACUAACAACUCCAAGUUCCGGCCCCUCUAUCAUAGAGACCUUCAAGGUUCUGACAAGUCUACAGCUAUCAACCAACCUAUCACUGUGGGCCAGCACCAACAAUAUGGCUCAGGGAUGCCGUCUCAAGAGCCAUUUUGGCCCAUGAAUUCGGCCGGCCGUGGUCAUGGCAUAGUCUCUUCUCACUACGCUAGCCACCAGGCCCCUCAAGCACCGCAGGCUUUCCAAAAUGCGCCUGUCCUACAGCCAGCCAUCCCACAAGCGGCCAACCUACUGGCGGCCAACCCACUGGAGGAUUUCUCACAGGCGGCUACCACACAGCCAGCCAUCCCACGGAUGGCUAUCCCACUGGCCACUGUCCCACUGGUGCCUAACGCACAAGAGGCUAUACCUCAGCAGAUCGCCCAGGAGCCUCACCAUCAGACACAAGCUCAGCACCAACCACAGGCUCAGCACCAACCACAACCACCGCCAUUAACGUUUGAGCAAAGGAUAGCAGCCUUCCGCCCAGUCCCAGACCCUCACCCAGAGCCCACACCACGGCCCGGUCCAGGACGAAGGAAAAAGAACCAGCGGUUCUGGGCUCCCGAGUAUGCCGAUGCCGCUCUCAGACACAGAUAUGAGAAGCUUCAAAAUGCCGACAACAGAGUCGAUCUGGCCGAGAAGAAGCUCGCGAAGAACGACGAGCCCUCCCAGAUUGCGCAUCUGCAGACUAUCCUUCUGCGGAACAUGCAGGAACGGGAGGAUCAGUGGACUCAGUGCCAACGCGCGGAGCGAGGCGAGGUCGCCAUCGAGCUUGCUCCCUCAGAGGCCGAGGCCAAAACGAAGAGACUGAAUGAGUCAUGGGCAGACGCACGCGCCCGGCUGCAAGCUAGGCAAGCCAGUCUGAAAACAAAACAGCCACACGCCGUUGGCGACGACGGCGAAAUCGACCUGGCACGCUUGGGUGUAAAAGACCGGCAAGGCCUGCAGACCAUGAUCAACUGGGUACAACACAAGUGGUUCACUCUUGCCGACUCAUUUGCCACCCUGCAGUCCGCAAUGAAUCUCGCAUAUGGGACCGAUGGGCAAGACACCAAGACUUACGGAAUGCGGAUCCACGCACUUGGCUGCUACGAAGCAUGGUCCCUUUGGAGAUGGCCUAGCAACUCUCCGGAACACAUCGCAUUUCGGAAUCUGUAUUCAAUUCCUGACCCUUCCACGUGGGGGUUAGACGACGCUCCGGCCGCCAUGGACGAGACACUAAGAGACAUGGAAGCGCAAGGCCACCCCUUAUUACCGGUCCCACAAGUCGCGGACAUCGUCGGCACCGUCGGCCCAAACGGAGAAUUCCAGCCGCCUCCAGCGCAAGAGGAAGCUACCAACGAGCAAAUGGACUUGUCUCCCUCCUCCUUCUCAUCCUUCGACAACAACAACGACGACAACAACAACAAAUUGAGAUACAUUGACCCGAGACUUCUUCAGAAACACUCUUGA